AUGUGUCCCAGAGUGGCUGCUAGCUGCACACAUACGGUAUUUCUAACCGUUCUGCUUUCUGAUCAUCUGUGGUUCUGCGCCGAGGCCAAACUGACAAGGACCCGAGACAAGUUAGCUUCAGUGGACAUGAGCGCAAACCACAGACCCGACCUCCCUUCUACACACAGCCGCCUCAGAAGAAAUGAAGAUGCUAUUUUUGUAGUCAAUUCUACCAAACCUUUGUGGCAACUAGAAACUUGCCAGCCGGAUGGUUUGUCUGAAAACUGCUUCACUUUUGUCGACGCUGACCACUUGUGCAGGGGCCUUUCGCAAACGGAGGGGACGCGGUGGAUGAACAUAAGCGAUUUGUACCUUUCCUUUUGUAAUUCGUACUCUCUUAUGGAUUUGCUUUACGGAUCGUUAAGUCCGGACAAUUUGAACUGCAGCCUUAAUGUGAUCGUGGACGGCGACCUAAACAGGUGCAGUCUGUGCGUUCAGGCGUACCAGCGUUAUGACCUGCACGCGCUGGAGAAAUAUGAGGAAUUUGAGAUGAUGGCAGACAAAUACGAGACGGAUGUGUACUCAGUAAGGACGUGCAUGGAAGAAUGCAAGACUGUCUACAAGCCCUGGCUCUGCGCUCAGUAUUUCCAGAGUCCUCAGUCAGGCUGCAGUCAUAAGAUUCCCUGUGAACAGUACUGUCUUGAGGUCCAGCAGAGGUGUCCGUUCAUAUUGCCUGACAAUGAUGACCUUAUACAUGGUGGAACUCCCAGUUUUAUAUGUGCAGGGUUAAAACCAGACAUCAACCAGGAGCCAGAGUGCUGUGAUGUGCGGUGGGACCAGAAGUCCAACAACCGCUCCCGUAGCACCUUAAAAAGAACUCACCCUUCCUGCCAGCACACAUCCGUGACCUCCUCGGGGGCUCCACGGCUCGGGCAGGGCCGGCUGAAACUUUGCUUGCUGGUCUUAGUUCUUCUCCACACUGUGGCUACCAUGACGGCCAAUCAGAACUCGACCUGCCUGACCGCCAUCUUUCCACUGGACGACAACGCCCCCAGAGAAGAGUGACUGGACGAUGCUGGACUGGACAACUCUAGCGUAUCCGCUUGCUCCAACACAUCUCGCUUUGGGCUUGUCAGUAAAGAAGCCCCGCACUCAGAGAGAAGUUAAGUGUACCGGCUCUUAAGUGAGGCUAACAGUCUCAACCAGAGAACACUUAACCACACUUGUCAUCAGCACCUUGUGGGGUUUGGGGAAAACAGCGAACAGGACACGGGACAAAAGAUAAGCAUAAUAUGAAGAGUCAGAACAUGCCCCCACAGUGACUCCUCACUCUCUUCUGGAACACACAUUGUGACACACACACACACACACACACGCACGCACGCACGCACGCACACACAAAAUGUCAUUUCACUUUGCACUAGGAGAUUAUCUAACUUUUCCCUUUUAUUUUCAGCUGUUAUUUUCACUUCAAGAUGGUUUUGACUUCUGUUCAGUGGUUUCAGAGCAACCUGGAAAGUGACUUGAGUGUCCAUGGUCCUGUCAAAUUCUCUCUUUAUAUGUUGCGUGCCAGUAUUU
This is a messenger RNA of Sinocyclocheilus anshuiensis, 1557 nucleotides long. RefSeq names its product transmembrane protein FAM155A-like. Gene Ontology annotation, cellular component: plasma membrane. Gene Ontology annotation, biological process: calcium ion import across plasma membrane. The transcript has 4 exons. Gene Ontology annotation, molecular function: stretch-activated, monoatomic cation-selective, calcium channel activity. The coding region runs from base 1 to 1044 and encodes 347 amino acids. NCBI's taxonomy places the organism in Eukaryota, Metazoa, Chordata, Actinopteri, Cypriniformes, Cyprinidae. The record is from RefSeq and is a predicted model, not a curated record.